CGCUUCACUUCAUCAUCAAUCACAGCGCUCAAUGGUUCUGCUUCUUCUCAUCACUUAUCUGCUUUGACUGUUUGCCGGCGACGGGAAAUCUGGCUGUCCUAGAACCUCCGAACUUCUCGAUUUCAGUUUCCGGCGACUGAGGUAUUUCAAAAACAGAGCCUCAUUUUCUCUUUAAUUCGUAUUUAGGAACGAUGCCGAACCCUAGGUCUUACCGGAAAGGGACGGAGGAUAAGACUCGGAAGGGGAAGCUUACAGAGAAGUCGUCGUCGUUCCACGGAGAGAGUUUGAAGACGACGACGACGCUACGGCGGCCCAAGACGGAUCCGGAGUUGUUGUCGUUCAAGAAUUUAGAUUUAUCAGUGGCGUCGCUGAAUGGACGGCCGAAGAUGACGAAAUUACUCCUCAACGUGACGAUCCAGGGUAUCCUAGGGCCAGUACAGGUGUUGAUGUCGUCGGAGAUGACCGUCGCCGACCUUGUAGCGGCUACCAUACGCCAAUACAUGAAGGAAGGCCGUCGGCCGAUUUUGCCGACUGUAAAUCCUUCCGCCUUCGAUCUUCAUUAUUCGCAAUUCAGCUUAGAAAGUUUGAACAAGGAGGAGAAGCUAAUCGCCUUGGGAUCGAGAAACUUCUAUCUGUGCCCUAGAAAAUCGAAGAACAGCGACGAUUUAAUAGCGUCUCCAUCGUCGUCCUGCUCGACACAAGCCAAAGAAAGCGCGAAGAGUUCCAGCAAUUUCAGUUGGUUCAAAUUCAUCGAUUUCCAGAUUUAGUUACCGCCACACAUCGAAUCGAUUCAUAAUUUUCAAUCCGCCACUGUGAAAAAUCAUCUUCAAAUUCUCUAUUCCAUAUAAGUUCGGAAUUAUCUCCACUUUGCAAUUGUUUGGUUAGAUUAUUACCGGAAUUCGAUCGAGCCAAGGAAAGGGAACAUUUCUGCAACUCUGUUCUUCGCUUGCGUGCUCGGAAUCGACACCGGAAACUUUCAAUUUUCAAUAUGUAAAUAAUAAUAGUUUCGAUGUGGAAACUAAGAUUUUCCUGUGAAGAGUAGAAAUUAUGUGAAUUUCUUUUAUCGAAUUCAA
Cucurbita maxima (winter squash) is the source of this 1073-nucleotide messenger RNA. RefSeq lists its product as uncharacterized. The record is from RefSeq and is a predicted model, not a curated record. The coding region runs from base 192 to 767 and encodes 191 amino acids. The transcript is spliced from 2 exons. Lineage: Eukaryota; Viridiplantae; Streptophyta; Magnoliopsida; Cucurbitales; Cucurbitaceae.